This is a messenger RNA of Penaeus vannamei (Pacific white shrimp), 1407 nucleotides long. The record is from RefSeq and is a predicted model, not a curated record. NCBI's taxonomy places the organism in Eukaryota, Metazoa, Arthropoda, Malacostraca, Decapoda, Penaeidae.
UCUGUUUCCCGCGAACGCGCAGUCAACUGAAAAAGACCAUUUCUUUGUUUACAGGUGUCCUUUCUUCUAACCUUAGUAUUUACGCUCUGGACAAGGCUGGGAUUUUAUCUUUCAAUAAACAAAAGCUGGUGUUUGUAGCCAUCCACUUUAAACAUUCCGAAUAUAUCAAAGUUAAAGAGCUUUCAUGUGUUUGUAGAAGUGUUCACGUGCCCACCGCCUGUUCAUACACCUUCCCCCACAGGAUUCUACAGCGCAGUAUCCAGCGAUAUGCGGCAACCCACUUCACCCCACUGUAUAUAUCUCCCUUCCUCUGAGGCAACUCAAGUAAUAUACGCUGGGUCGAUAGAAGAGAUUAGUAGUUCUUCUCCAUCUACGGCUGACAGAAUUCGACUGCUUUACUGAAGGAAAGAACAUCGGAGAAUAGUCUCUCUUUGGAUCUCCAGUUUGCUUCGAAAGUUUAACGGGCUAGAAAACAACGCUGUUAACUGGUUCGAAGCAUUCUUAAGAAUGCUGGAGUAUUCAAAGUCGGGCAAGUGGUGGCAACACCGACGACAUGGCGCGCCUCGUCAAACAAGUGAGCAUCGAGAGUCCUACUCACAAACUGAAGGAAUGUAUUUUCAACUUCGAAACUCCAAUGCCAGAAAUACCUCCUGCAGGAGCUCGAGUCAAGGUUCGCAACGCAGGUGUAUGUUACCGCCUACGUUCAGCCUCCUCUUCCUCAAGCAUCAAGUCAGUGGACUCGCUGCACUGCGGAUCUCCUCUCCAUCACUCCGUCCGUGACACCGCUCUCUUCCCUGGAUACGAGGUUGCUGGUACUGUCGAGGCCCUCGGUGUUGAGGUUACAGAAACAGAUUUGCAAGUCGGUGACAGAGUCAUUGUGUAUCCUUAUGAAGGUCAUCCACCAGGCUAUGCAGAAUACAUUGCUGUGCCAGAUGUCCAGUAUCUAAUCAAGGUGCCAGAAAACAUGAACCUCAGCACAGCAGCUAUGCUUCCUUCAGGGGCACUCUGGGCUAUGAACACAGUGUUCAGCGCUCACAACCAUGUUGAAAAGGUCCUAUCGGAGAAGGGUGAGACAGGACAGUGUAAGAUUUUGUUGGUAGGCACAGGAGGUCUUGCACUGUGGGCCAUGAGAAUUGCUCGGUUUUAUUGGCCACAGAAGAGGGACCGCAUUGUUAUUGCAGUUGCUUGCCUCAGAGAUGAGGGUAUUUCUAUUGCUCAGGAGUACCUCAGGGUGAAUGUGGUACAGUGGAAUGAGGAUUUGUAUGAGGAACAGCUUGUAGAGAGAACUAAAGAUGCAUGUGGUGGACCUGUGGACAUUGUUAUUGAUUUCAGUGCAACCUCACGCUCAAUUCGGAGAGCACUCAAGUGUCUGGCUCCAGUAAGUUUCAUGAUGUAUUAGACAAAACU